UGAGGCGUUUCCGCCAAGAUGGUUGUCGGUGCUUUCCCCAUCGCCAAGCUCCUUUAUCUCGGAGUGAGGCAAAUGAGCAAGCCUGUAGCGAAUCGGAUAAAAGCGGGAGCCCGGAGAAGCGAGUUCUUCAAAAAUUACAUCUGUCUGCCUCCGGCACAGAUCUACCACUGGAUUGAGAUGAGAACAAAGAUGCGGAUCAUGGGCUUUAAGGGUUCCGUCAUUAAGCCACUGAAUGAGGAUGCGGCUGCAGAGCUGGGCGCAGAGUUGCUGGGAGAGGCAGUUAUCUUCCUCAUUGGUGGUGGAUGUAUGGUGCUGGAGUACAGCAGGCAGGCUGCUAACUCCCGCCGCAAAGAAGAGGAGCUGCAGGAGACCAUCACAAGUCUACAGACUCAACUAGCAGAACUAACACUAACCACAGAGACUCUAGAUGCUCAGCUGAGAGAGGUCAACAGGCAAUUGCUGUACCUUCCUGCUCCUACCAAAAAGUGAUCAAAUUAGUUCUUUGCUGUAUGGCAUAGUACUGUUUGUUGAUCUGUGUGUGAAGGAAUAAGAGUGCACUAUCACAGUACAGCCAUAUAUACAGCCUGAUGACAACCCUCCUUCACACACUGUCCUCUAAACCCAUAAAGUUGGGUGGAAGACAUGGACAUGAGCAUAUCAGUGCGUUGUGGAUUGGGCUGCUAUCCUUAGCUCAUGUUUUGAGCAACUAGGUGUAAAGGGGGAUUGCUAUGAUAUUCAUAGUGAAUUUCUAUGGUUCAUCUUGCAUGUAAGAGCUGACUGUAUAAAGAUUUACAGUACAAGGCAAUGGUGACCCUAAAAUUAAUAUAUUUGAUAACAGCUCCAGCAUAUUACUGUUUAUUUCAGUGAUCUUUAUGGACCUUAAUGCAGAUUUUUAUGCUUCGUUGGCUUCAGUUAUGAGAGUUACUCUAGGUUAUAUAGUGCCACUCAAACCCAAACAAGCAUUGGGUCACAUCAGUGGAUUAUUUUUGACAGUAUCUGCCCCUACAGUUUCAUGGACAUGUUCACCGUUAAUCCCUUUGCUGGCUCAUGUACAUUGGAUGUGAUGGCAACUGUAAAAAGAAUGUGUUAAAUAAAAUGGUAUGCUGUC
Messenger RNA from Toxotes jaculatrix (banded archerfish), 1108 nucleotides. It is a transcript of the gene opa3, whose product is annotated as outer mitochondrial membrane lipid metabolism regulator OPA3. The record is from RefSeq and is a predicted model, not a curated record. Gene Ontology annotation, cellular component: mitochondrion. Bases 19 to 489 code for a protein of 156 amino acids. NCBI's taxonomy places the organism in Eukaryota, Metazoa, Chordata, Actinopteri, Toxotidae. Gene Ontology annotation, biological process: regulation of lipid metabolic process. The transcript has 2 exons.